Molecule: messenger RNA, 14735 nt
Organism: Paramecium sonneborni
Lineage: Eukaryota; Ciliophora; Oligohymenophorea; Peniculida; Parameciidae
Source: the annotation of a GenBank genome assembly
AUGAAAAAUCUUUUUUUAAAUUUCUGCUGUUUAUUAAUAUAGACAGCGUUGUCAUAAAUGUUGAUGGAGACCUACAAUUAGGUUUCUAUAAAGGGAAUAGAAUUUGAUUGGAGCGCUAAAACUGUAGCUAUAGAUGAUUAAUAGCUAUUAAUAGCUUAAAACAUUAGGGGACAUGAUUAAUUGUUUUAAGUUUAAUUAAUGUUAAUAGAUAUAAUGAGUAAUGAAAUAAUUAAACAAAUAACGAUAAGAGGAGUAGAUGAGAGUAACUAUUGUCCAGAUAUAGUUAUUAUAAAAAAUUAAAUAUUUAUUGCUCUUAUAAGUGAGAAAGGAAGUGCUUUGAAUGUAUUAAUGAAAAAAUUAAAUUUAUCAUUGGAAGAAAUAGAGGUAGAAUUAAAUUUAGGAGAAAUUUUGUAUGAAGUGAAAUCAAAUUAAAAAAUUUAGUUUAUUAGCUUAAGUCAGUUAAAUUAAAAUUUAUUAUCGAUUUAAUGGUAUUCAAAAGGGAAAGAAUAUCCUUCUAAAUAAUGGAAUAUGAUAUUGUAUAAUCCAACUACUAAUAUAAUGGGUGAAAAAAUCAUAUUACCAGAUAGUCAUUUUAUAUCAGUUACCUAAAAUUAAUUAGGAAUAAUAGGAAUAGUUUAAUCGAAUGAUUAAAAUAUAAUAUUAUCUAAAUUACAUUAAGGUAAGUUAAGUACAAGAUCUAUUAAUAAAUAAUCUAAUUUAUAUCAAUAGAGAGUUAAAAUAUAUAGUUUACCUACAAAUGAAUUUAUAGUCAUUAGAUAUACUACUUCAUAAGAAUUUGAAUUUCGAAGAUUUGAUAAAAAUUUAGAAGCUAUUCAUAAUCCUUAAAGUAUUAUAUUAAGAAGUAAUUGUUAUUAAAAUUCAAUAUAAGCAAUUGAUACAACAUUUAGGGAUUCUUAAUUAGUUGUAGUAUGUAAAUGUGAAGAUGAAAUAAAAAUCUAAUAAAUUGAAUUAUUAAAUUAUAAAGAUGAUUAAUAUUUAUCUGAAUAGUAUAGAUAGAUUGAAGUAGAAAAUAAAUAAAAUAUCUAAUCAAUGUAAAUUAAUUAUAUUGAUCAUAACCGAUUGUUUAUUAGAUGGUUUACACCAAAUUUAUAUAACUAUAUAUUAUAAGUUUAAUUAAUAGAUAUGAACUUAUUAAUUAAUGAAUGUAUAUUAAAUUGUAAUAGAUGUGAUAAAUAAUUUAGAUGUUAAUAAUGUAAAGAUAAUUAUUAAUUGGAUAUAAUAUAAAAUGAAUGUAUACCAAUCUGUCCUGAUAAUUGUUUACAUUGUUCUAAUGCUACUUAUUGUGAUAAAUGUAAAUUGGGAUAUUAAUACACCAAAGAAAAUUUAUGUGUAAGUCCAAUUAAUAAUAAUUUUAUUGAUCUUAAAGUGAGCAGUGAAUUAGAAAAUAAAGGGAAAGGAAAAAUAAUAAAUAAGGAUUUGUAUUUGAUAAUAAUUUAUAGUAUAAUUAAGAAUGAUUAAUAAUAGUAUUUAGUUAUUCGAAAACUUGACACUAAAGGAUAAUUAAUAAUGAAAGUAGAACAUUAUAAAGAAUAAAAUACAUUAUUAGAUUAUGAUAUUGCUGAUUCUUUAUAGGAUGAUGUAUUUCUAAUAUUAAUAAAAUGGAUAUCAGAUAAUGGAUCAACACAAAUCAUUAAUUACUAAUAUUAUUUAUAAGAUUUAACUAUUAAAGAUGAAUCUUUAAUUACAGAAUCAUCUCCAUAUAUGAUUGGAGAUUAAAUUAAAAUUGUCAAUUAUAAAUAGGAUAAUAUAGCUUAUUUUUAUUUUAAUUAAGAUAAAGAUUAUUAUCAUCUUUAAUAUAUAAGAGUAGAUUAAAAUAAUAUUAGUUAUAAUUAUUAUGGUAUUGCAUUCUAUUAAAAACAUAAUUUCGAGAUGACUUCAUAUAAAUCUAUAGAUGGCAAUUAUUAUCUUCAAGUUAGAAAUGAUGAUUAUUCUUAUAAAUGUACUAUUUAAGAUAAUCAUUUGUAUUGUAUUUAUUUGGAUAAUAAAGAUAGAAAUGAAUUCUAUUCAUAAAAAUUAUUUCAAAUUGAUUCACUUUCCUUAUAUAUAGAUCAUGAUAUUUAUUUGAAUAAAUAAUUAUAUCUUAAUAAUACCAAUGAUUUCAAAAUAUAAAUUACAUAAUCAUCAAGACAUCCUUAAAAUCAUACAUUUAUAUAGAUUGAAUAAAAUAAUAUUAUAAUAUUGUGGUCUGGUAUUUCAAAUAUUUAAGAAAACAAUGCAAUAUCUCAUUUGUAUAUUUAAGGUGUUUCUAAAUAAACUAAUUAGAUUACUAAUUUAAAAUCUUAUAUUUGUUCUUCUGCUUGUAUUAAAUGCUCAGAAACUGGAGUAUGUAUAUAAUGUAAGAAUACUAAUUACAGUUUAGAAAAAGGAAAGUGUAAAUUAAAAUGUAUUAAUAAUUGUGAAUCUUGUUUAGUAGAGAAUGAAUGUUUAAAAUGUAAUUUAAAUUAUUUCUUGGAUUCAAAUUCAUAAUGUGUAUAAACAUAAAAAGAUUAAAUAUUAUAAAAAUAAGAUUAUUUAUAUCCUUCAAUAUACUAGAACAUAGAUGGUACUAUAUCUAUAGUAUCAUUAAAACUUAAUGGAACUAAAUAUGAAGUUAUUUAUGAGGAAUAUAAUAGAUAAGGUGAUUCAAUAUCAGGAGAAAUCAGAAUUACUAACGAUAGUAAUUUAACUUUAUUAUUAAAAUAACCUAAAUUAAUCAAAAAAGAUCAAUAUAUUCUUAUUAAUUAUAUUACAAGAGAUGAAUUAAAUAGUCUAUAAUAUACUGCUGUUUUUGUUACUUUAGAUUAUUCAUAUCAAAUUAUUUAAAAUACUCUAUUAUUAACAUUAAAUAAUGAUGCCUUAAUUGAUUUUUAUGUAAUUGAUAAUGUUUUACAUGUAUUCAGUGUUAAAAAUUACUACACUUAAGGAACUUGGUUGUAUUAUAAUUUAUACUCAAUUCAAAAUGGAUUUAUGAUUCAAAAAAGUGAAAAAUAAUUUACAGAUUUGUUUGAUUUUACUAAAAGAUAUUACAACUUUAGAAUAGGUAUUUUAGUUACUUAGAAUAAAUUUUCAAUAUAAUAUUCUGAAGUAGGAGGAAUCAAUUAAAUUGUAUAUAUAUUAGAUUAUGUAUAAUUAAAAACAACAAAAUCUACAAUUACAAGUUAUUAUGAGAAUUAUUUAAAUUAAUUGUAACAUUAUGCUAUUCAAUAUAAAUAAUUAAGCAAUCAAAAAUUAAGUGUAUAAUUCUAUAAUUAGAAAUAUUCUCUUUUAAAUGAUAUAAUAAUAGAAUCAAUAGCUGAAUUAUCUUAAGUAUAAGUUGUGACAACUUAAGAAUUUAUAUAUAUUUUGUAUGUCGAAUAAUAAUAAACAAAUAUGGGAAUAAUAAAAAUUAGAUAAUAUAAUUUGAAUGGAUUAUAGAUAGCUACAACUCAAAUUAAUUCAAAUGAAUAGAAUGUUGAUUAAUUAAGUAGUAGUAGUUAAUAAAAUGAAUUCAUUUAUGUAACUUGGAAUUCUAUAAGAAAUAGAAAAUCAUAUAGAAUGAGAUUAAAUUAAAAAUUAUAAGCAAUUCCAUUCAAUAAUUAAAUAUGUGUUUCUAGAUGUACAGAUUGUUCAAAUAAUGAUAAGAUAAUUUGUUCAUAAUGUUUAGAUGGAUAUAAAUUUGAUGAAUAAAAAAUGUUAUGUUCACCAAUUUGUUCAGAUAACUGUUAAAAUUGUUUAUUACCUUAUACAUGUGAUUAUUGUUAUGAUAAUUUCAAAUUCAUAGAUAAUAAAUGUCUUAAUGUAACUGAAUUCUAAUUAGAAAUAUCAAUUUGUUAAUAAACUUGUUAAGGAUUGGGUUCAAUUUUAACUUUUGAUGAUAAUUAAAUGAUAACAACCUUUUAUAAUAAUAAGAACUAAUAACAUAGUUUAGAUUCAAACAUUUAUGAAUUAGAAUCUAAUAUAAUUACAUCUAAGUAAUUAAUUACAUCAGAUACAAUUAUACCAUAUCAUAAAAUUUAUGAAUAUGAAUCUAGAAAGUUUGCUCUUAUAUGGUUAAGUGGUAAUUGUGUUAUAUCAUGCAGAAUGAUGUUACAAUUAUUCUAAAAAAACUUUAUUAUUAUAACAAAUCCAAUUGAAUUAAGAGUUCUUUAAGUACUUAAUAUUGAUGAAUUUGAAGUCUAGAUCAAAACAUUUAAUACAGAUCUUGUUAUUGUUUGGACUGAAAUAAAUCAAUAUUCUAUUUAGUAAUCAUAUGUUGGUGUUUAUAAUAUAAAUAAUGGAUUUUAAAUAAAAUAAAAUUUAAAUGAAAAUGAAAAUGACAUUUCUAUUAAUCCAUAAUUAUUAAUUUAGACUUCAUCCUAUCAAAUAAUCUAUAUCAAAAAUAAUAAUAUUAUAAAUUCAUUAACUAUAGAUAAUACAUCUGUAAAAUAUAAACAACUAUAUUAAACUACAAAUUAAAUUGAUUCUAUUUCAUCAGAUAAUAUUGAUAGUAGUGGAUUAACAAUAGGAUGGAUUGAAAUUGAAAUUAAUAGAUUUGGAAUGUAAAAUUUUUAUAUUUAUAUCUAAUGGUUCGAUAGAUAACUUAAUCAAUAAGCUAAUAAAAUAAUAUCAUUAAAUUCUUUAAUUAGAAUUUAAAAUUUAAAUUUAAAAUAUCUUUUUAAUCAAUAUUUAUUAUAAUUGACUUACAUAUCAUAUGAUAAUGAACAAUAGUAAAGAAUUCGUCAAUAAUUUUAAACUAUAUCUUUUUUAAAAUAUGGAUCAAAUUAUGUAUUAUAAACAAAUCCAUUAAAUAUUUUAAGUAAAUAUAAAUCUAAUUCAAAAUUCUAGACUUAUGUAGAUCCUAGAAAUUUCAUGUCAUAUGUAGUGUUUUAAGGAAUGAUGAAUAAUAUAAAUUAAAUAUUUUUAAUUGAAAAGAAAGGAUAGUAUACAUAUUAAGAUAAUUGUGAAUUGAAUUGUUUUUAUUGUAAUACAAAUAAUGAAUGUGUAAUUUGCAAAUAAGGUUAUUCAUUAUAGAAUAAUAAAUGUUAAUUGAAAUUACCAGAUAAUUGUGCUACUGGUAAUAAUGGUAGAUGUUCAUAAUGUAAUAUUGGUUAUACAAUUACAUCAGAUUAUAAAUGUUAAAUAAGUGAUUAUAAAUACAAAGAGAUAAAAAUGAAUGUAUAUUCAGCAUAAAGUAGAUAGAGAAUAUCAUCAUUUUAGAAUGGAGAUUAUGUAGUUGUAUGGACAACACAAUUUUAUUAAAAUGAAGGUACUAGUGUUUAUAUGUCAUUGUAUAAUUCAUAAGGUAUAAAAUUGAAAGAUGAAAUAAGAGUUAGUCAAUCUUCAGCAGGAAUAUAAUCACAUCCUGAUGUUUAAGUAUUAAAUAAUAAUGAAAUAAUUGUUGUUUGGAUAGAUGGUAAUAUACUCAUAAAUGCUAAUAUAAAGAUAUAAAAAUUUAAUUAAGAUUUCUAAAGAAUUGGAACUGAAGUUAUUGUUUAAAAUAGUAUUCAUCUUUAUUAUGCUUAAUCACUUGAUACACCAGUUGUUAUUCAAUAAAUUAUUAAUGGAUAUGCAAUAGUUUGGGCAGAAUAAGGAAAUCAAAAUUAUAUAUAAUUAAUCACUAAAUUCUUUGAUAAUAACAAUAAUAUACUUCAUACAUAAAUUAUUACUGAAAAUGAAUCUAUAAUUAAUGAACCGGUUAUUGCUUCUACUUAAACUAUUAUUGUGAUUGUUUGGUAAACAAAUAAAGGAAUCUUUGCAAGUUCAUUUAGUUUAAAUUUUAUAUUAAUUGACAAAAUAUAAUUAUCUACAACUGGAGAAAGUCCAUCUAUAAGUUCAGUAAAUGAUUAUUUUAUUAUUGUCUGGAAAGAGUAUGUUAUUGAUGAACAUGAUUUUAUGAGUUAAAAAAUAAGAUUUAGAAAAAUAUCAACAGAUUUAAAUUAAUAUGAAUUUUAAAAUAAUUUUGGUAUUUCAUAAGAAAAUUUAGAUAACCCAGAUGUAAUUUAAAUAGAAAAUGGAUUUGCAAUUAUUGCUGAAAGUGUUUUUAUAUAAAAUGAUAAAGUUAGAACUAUUUAAAUGUAAGUAUUUAAUUUAGAUGGUACUCCUAAAUCAUAAUCUGUAGUUGUUUAUUCUAUAUUUAAUUUGUACCCACAUCAUCCUUAAUUAACAAGUUAACCUUAAGGAAACUUUAUUGCUUCAUGGACAUUAAGUUCUUUAAUAUCAUAAAGUUUAAGUGAUGAUGUCUAUAUGAAAAGAUAUAAAAAUGAUGGUACCUAAUUAGAAUUAAACUCAAUCAUCUGUUCAGAAAAUUGUUAAAUAUGUUCAACAAGCAAUACCUGUCAAACUUGUAAAUAAAAUUAUGUUUUAUUUAAUGAUUUAUGUUACUUACAAAUUAAAAAUUGUGCUAUUCAUCUAAUUGAUAAUUAAAUACUCAUUUGUAAUCUUUGUGCUGAUGGAUUUCAAUUAAUUAAAAAUAAUUGUAAUUAAAUUAAUUAAAUCUCAAAUGAAUAUAUAAUAGAAUUCCCAAAUGAUUAAAAAAAUUAAAAUUCAUUUAAAGUGAUAACUUUUUCUAAUGGUGAUUUAUUAUAUUUUUGGAUUGGUGAUACAAUCAUAAUGACUCAAAGAUUUAAUAAAUAUGGAUAAAAAUAUUCUAAUCCCAAUAAAUUAGAUCUUGGGUUAUCUUGUAUUUAUACUUAUUAAUGCCCCUAUCUAUAUUACUUUGAUGUUUGUAAACUUACUGAAGAUUUGUUUGUAGUGGGCUAUAAAUAUGAAUAUGCAGGAUUAAUAUUCACAAGAGUUUACAAUUAAAAUUAAGAAUAUAUUGAGGAAAAUACAUUUACCUCAAAUUUAGGAAGUUUUAAUUCAAUAAUAUUUUCUAAGUAUAGUAAUUACAUAGUGAAAAUGAAAUAAUUGGAUAAUAUGAAAAUAAUACUGAUUCAAAUGGUUAUGAUAUCAGAUGUUCCUGCAUUGUAAUUAAAUAUAAUACCUUAUUAUGUUGAUAGUUCAUAUCGAAUUAAAUAAUCAAUCACACAAUAAAUCUAAUUGUUAUCUUAUUCUUAGUUUAAACAUUCUUAAGAUAUAGAUAUCUAUAUGAUUGACAAUUAAAUAAAAUUGGUUUAUAGAUCAGAUCCAACUAUAAGUUUUACAGAGAAUAAUUUUGACAUAUUUGGUGUUUUACUAAAUUUGAAUAAAGUAUAGAAAUCGAAUAAUUAAAUUGAGUUUAAAAUGAUUUCAUUAAAUUCAGACAGUUAUUUAACUGUUUGGACAGCUAUAGAAUCUUUUAAAUAUGAAGUAUUCUACUAAAUAAAACAGAAAAAAGGUAUAAUUGUAACAAGUCCAUAGAAAAUAUCUACUGGAAAUGAAAUCUAUAAGUUGGAUUUAAAGAUUGAUAUACUUUCAGAUUCAAUAAUUAUUACUUGGAGAGAAGGUUCAGAGACUUUAGAUAUGAGUUUAAAUUCUCUAUAUAAAGGAAUUUUAAUAUCAAAAGAGACUUAUAAUUUGAUUAGUGAAGUAAUUACUAUCAAUACAGAUAAUAGUAAUAUCAAAUCAUUAAAUAAUGUUAAUGUGAUUGAGUUAACAAAUUAAGAUAUUGUAAUUAGUAUUAUGUUUUAUAACAUAUUGAUGGAAAUCUAAACUAUCAUAUCAUACAAAUUUAAUCUAUUAGGUUAGAAAUUAGAAUUCUCUUAAAUGAGAUGUGGAUAUGCUUGUUAAGAAUGCAAUCAUUAAGGACUCUGUCUUAAGUGUAUAAAUACAAAUUUAUAUUUAUUAUAAGAUGAUGGAACUUGUAGAAAAAGACCUUAAAAUUGUAUUAAUUUUAAAACUCUUUGCAAUGAUUGUCUUGAUGGUUAUUACAAAACUUAAUAUCUUACUUGUGAGAAAAUCAAUCAAUUAAUAGAAACAUCAAUUCAAUUUGAUUAUGAAAAAUAUUAUUAUUUCUAUAAAGUGGCUACAUAUCGAAAUGGAAAUUUUGUUAUUGUUGGUAGUAAAGAUUCAAAAAUUAUAGAACUAAAUUAUUAUCUUAGUAAUGGAGUUGCCUAAAUACAAUAACUCAAAAUUAUUAAUCUUAUAGAUAUUGAUACGAUUAAUGAUUUAUCUCUUGUUAUUGAUGAUAAUGAUUUCUUAACAAUAUUUUAUUCUGUUUUUCCAUUAACAUAUUCAGAGUAAAAUAAGUAUUAUUACCAAUAAUUUGAUUAAAACUUUAAUUAAGUGACAGAUCCUAUAUUAUUUUAUUCUGGGUUAUAAUCACAUGAAUAAACUAUAAUAUUCACUAAAAUUCUGAAUAGUGGAUAAUUUGGUAUAUUAAUUAAGAGUAGAUUUGAUAUUCACCUUUAAAUCAUGAAUUCAAACUAUUAAUUUGUUGCUAAUUAGAUAUUACCAUUAAGUGAAUAUUUUGACUUAACAUCAAAUGGACAAAAUAUCAUUUUUGCUUACAUCAAAAAUACAAUUAGUAUUAUUAAAAUAUUUGAUGUAAAUUUAAGAUUGAUUUAAGAUUAAAUAAUUAAUGAUGGAGGAUUAGUAAAAGUGACAUCAAAUACACUCAAAUAAUUUGUUAUAAUAACAAAAACACAAAUAAAUAUAAUUUCAUAAGAGUUGAUUUUACAAUCUUAUGAUACUACUUUAUAUAAUUUAUACCCAAUACAAAUAGGUUUAAGUGAUAUGAAUGAAAUAAUUAUCUUAUCAUUCUAACAGAACUCAAACUCACUUCAUUUGCUUUAUUUUUCAAUGGAAGGGUUAUUAAAAAAUAAUGUAUAAGUUAAUAUGGAAUAUAAUGUAAUUUAACCUUAAAAUACCUGGUUAUUUAAACUGUAAAAUAAUAACUUUAUUGUUAUCUUUCACUCAGGAUAAGUAAAUUAUUCUUGGAAGUUAAAAAUAGCAAGAUUUGAUUGGCUUGGAAUUUCUAGGCCUGUUAGUGAUAUUAUCUGUCCUAAUGGUUGUUUAGCAUGUGCAACAUCUAUGGUUUGUGAUAUUUGUAAUUUUGGAUUUCAAAAAAAUGAUUAAACUUAAAUUUGUGAUAAAAUAUGUACAUAAAAUGGUUGUAAUAAAUGUAAGUUUAGUGAUUGUGAUGAAUGCUCACAAGGCUUUUAAUUUAAUAAUUUAGGAUAUUGUGUUAUUAUUGAAUAAUCAAAUGAACAUCCUAUAGAUCCUUAUGAUCCUAAUUAUGAGGAAGAAAUUAAAGAUCCUAUUAAUCCUUUAGAUCCUAUAGAUCCAAUUAAUCCUAUAGAUAUUGGAUCUAUAGAACAUCCUAUUAAUACAUAAUGCAAUCUACAAAUGUAAAAUAAAUUAAUUAAUUUCAUUAACAAUCAAUUCGCUAUCAUCUAUAUUUGUAAUAAUAUCCUAAAUGCAAAAUUAUUUAAUUAAAAUGGUUAAGAAAUAUAGAGCUUUAGUAUCACUAUUGAACUUGUAUUUAUUUUUGAUGCUACAUUCUUUGAUGAUUAAAUUAUUUUAGCUUUUGUCUUUGAAAAUUAACCAAAUUAAAGUCAAAUUUAUUCUAUUAAUAAUAACUUCUAAAAUAUUGCUCUUAAAUAAGUUACAAAUUAUCAAUCAGAAAUUAACAAUAUCAGAAUUUAAACUUUAAAUCAAAACUUUGUUAUUUUAAUCUCAAAUAAUAAAUAAAUUGAAUAUGAAUAACAAUUUAUUGAUUGUCAUUCAUAAACUCUAACUAUUUAUGAUAAUCUAUUUGCAAAAACUGUCAAUAAAUUGGAUAUCAAUUAUCCCGAUGGUAUAACUUCAGAUACUUGCAACAGAAAUUAAAUAUCUGAAAUUAAAGUAUUUGAAAAUAUUAUUUAUACAUUAUCUAUCAGUUUAUUAGAAGCAUAAUUGAUAUCUAUUGACACUUUUGGAGCAAUUCAAAAUACUUUUAAAUUAGAUGUUCCAAAUAUAGAUAAAAUAAAAUUUGAUAUUAAUCUUGACACUGUGAGUUUUAUAUACAAGACUUUUGAUUCAACUUAUUGGAAUUUAAAAAUUUGUAAUAGACUUCUUAUUAUUAUAUUUGUUAAAAUUGAUUAUAUUCCUGGAAAUUCAGAUGUCUAACUUUCGAAAGUAGAAAAUAAUUUGUUUGUAUCUUGGAAUUUUAACAAUAACCUUUAAAGUUCAUCUUACGAAUUAUUAGAUCCAUUUGGAAAUCAAAUUUCAAAGGGAGUAAUUUUGAGCAAUACAUAAAUUAGCAGUCCUUAAAUUUUAGUUUUGAAUUCUUAUUUAUACUUAACCUGGACUAAUCAAAACAAAGACUCAUAUUGGGGUAUUUCUUAUGCAAUUAUGAAUUAAAAUGGACAGUUUGUUGAUACGAUCAAAAAUUAAUGUUCUAUAAAUUGUUUAACCUGUAUUAAUACAAACUUAUGUACAACUUGUGAGAUUGGAUAUAAUUUAAUAUAAAUUAAUUAAAAUGAAAGCUUGUGCUUAAAGGAUUGUGAUUAAAAUUGUAUUAAUUGUGAUUAAAUUGGAAGAUGUUUUUAAUGCAGGUAAAAUUAUUAUCUGUAGAAUUAUUAAUGUAAUUUCGAUGAAAUUCAAGCCAAAUCGAUUAGAAUUAAUAAAUACACAUAACAAAGUUAGACAUAAUAAUAAGGAGCUAGAUUUAGUGAUGGAUCUAUAAUAGUUGUUUGGUCAAGUAAUUAUUAAGAUGGAAGUAGUUGGGGAGUUUAUGCUUAAGUAAUUGAUAAUGCUGGUGUUUAAAUUGGAGAUAAUAUCAAAAUUAGUUUGAAUUCUCAAGGACCUUAACAUUCUCCUUAUGCAGCUGUAUUGAAGGAUGACACAGUUAUAAUAAUUUACAUUAACGGAGAUCCUAUUGAUGGCAAUGCAAUUUUGAAAGCUUAAAAAUUUGAUAAAUAAAUGUUAAGAAUAGGAGAUGAAUUUGUUGUAGCUUUAAUCAAUAAUAAUAAUUACAGCUUAAAUAAUAAUCAUAUUUGUAAAGUAUUAAAUUUAAGUAAUGGAGGAUUUGUUAUUGGAUAUGUAAAUUAACUUUUAAAUACAUAUUAAAAAUUCAUUCAUCUAAAAUUCUAUGAUUCAAUCGACAAUUUUGUAUUGGAAUAAUAAAUUCCAACUUUAUUCCAAAAUUAGAAGGAUUCUUUAGAAGUUGCUGCUACUGAAUUCAGUAUUGCUGUAAUUAAUCAAGACGAACUAUUUUAAUCUUAUAUUAAUUUAUAUUAGUUGGAUGGAUAUUUCCUAUAAAAAAAAUAAUUUGCUCCAAUCAAUCCAUAAAUUUCCCCAUAUCUUACUUUAAGUAGCACAAAUUCUUAUUAUGCAAUAGGAUUCAAAUAAUAUGAAUAAGAUGCAUUAAUUGUUAAAUUAUAAUUAUUUGAUCAAUAUUUAAAUUAGUUAGGAGAUUUUUACAAUAUCAAAAUUUUAUAAUUUUAGAGUGGAUAUUUACAGUUCAUGGAAAUCAAAGAAUACAAUGAAGGACUAUAAAUUAUAGUUGCGAUGUAAUUUGAUUAAUCAUUCAUCUAAGAGCUUUAUUUCAUCAAAGAUUAACAAAUAUAAUUUUAAAAUAAAUUCCACUUUCCUAUUAAUGUAUAUCAUUAAGACUAAUAAUCAAUAAGUAUCAUACCAUCCGCUAAUUAGAAAUACUUUUUAUUAUGGGUAUAAUUCGAUUAAUUGAAUAAUAAAGAUAAUUCAAAUAUUCAUUAUUCACUAUUAUCAAGAGAUCAUUAAAUAUUAACGUCUAAUUAGAUUGUUUGCUAUAUGAAUUGUUUCAAAUGUGAAUAACCAAAUCUUUGUGAUCAAUGCUUUGAUGGCUAUGAUUAUUAUUAAAAUGAAUGUUAGCCAAUUUGUGAGCCUAAUUGUGAAGUAUGUUUUAUUCCAUCUUAUUGUAAUAAAUGCAGCAAGAAUUAUUAUUUACAAGAAGAAGGUAAGUGCUCUGCUACUCCCUUAAAUUAAUUAGAACCUUAGGUGUUGUUAUAAUUUUAACAAGGUGAAAAAUUAUUUUAAUUAGAAAUAAUAAAUAAUAUUGAAAUGGUGUCAUUUACUUAGAUCAAUUCUUUGCAAUUUUAUGUUUAAGUUAUGAUUGGAGAAUCAGUAAUUAGAACCUUUAUCAUCUUUAUACACCCAUAGUAUAAAUCUUUUUAAAUCUAUUACCAAGAUUCAAAUAUAAUAUUAGUAUAUUAUUAAGAAACUUCUGUGCAUGUUCAAAGAUAUGAUCAUAAUUAAUAUUUGAUGUUUGAUGGCUUCUUAUAUUUUACAUAAUUCCCAUAGUUUUAGAUCAAGUCUGAAAAUCUCAUUUUAGAACCACUAUUGGGUUCUCUAUAUUCACUAACUUUUUACGAAUAAAUUUUUGAACCACACUCAAAAAUAUCUUCUCUUAAAUUUUAUAAUGUACGAUUAGAUUCAAUGUUAGCAACAGUAGAAAAUGUAAAGAAUUUCAUGCAGACUUCAGAAUGGAUAGAAAGGAUUGAAAAAAGAAAAAGUUACUUUUCUGUGUUCACUUUUAACAAAAUUUUAAUGAUAAAAUAGGAUUAAAGUGAAUAAUAAAGCUGUCAAUAAGGAUAUGAUAGAUUUUAUUGCAACAGAUUUUCAUGCCAAAAUGGAAAUCAAAUUUUAAUAUCCGAGACUCUAUCAAAAGUUGCUUAUAUUGAUAAUGUAUAGAAUUCUGGAGGCAAAAUUAUUAAUUAUGAAAUCUAUGAUUAAAAAAGAGAAACGAUAAUUAAACAAACAAAAGUUUUGAAUUAAGGGUUCAGUCGAUAAAGAUUUAUUAAAUUAUUUACUUAUACGAAUUCUUUUGCCAUAUUUAUAGAGUAACAAAAUUACGAUCUUAAUUCAAAUGUAAGAUAAUUGGUAGUUUAGUAUAUUUAUAAUACUGGUAACAAAAUUGGUGAUUCUAUAUAUAUUUUAACUUAUGAUGCAGAUACUUUCAUGGAAAUUAUCUAACAUCAAAAUGGGUUCAAGAUAUUUUGGUAGAAAUAAGGAUGUGAUGAUUAAGAAUGUUAUAAUAAUUUAGUAUGGAAAACAUUUGAUAGAGAAAAUGACUUACCAGAUCCAUCAGUACCUCAAAUAAUCUUUAAUGAUCCUAUUAAAGAUGGAAAAGGCAUUGAGAUUGUGGAUAAAUGUACUGAAGAAAUGAUGAAGAAACUUAUUAAAUUCUCUAAUAACAAUUAUGCUAUUUUAUAUAUCUGUUAGAAUAUAUUUAGAAUAAGAAAUUUCGAUAAAGAAGGCUUAGAGAUCCACUUUAAUGAAAUUAACCUUGAAUUAAUUCAUUUAUUUGAUGCAACUGUAAUAUAAGAUGAAAUUUAUUUAAGUAUGGUGUAUAAUUCAGAUAAAAGAGUCAUUAAAAUAUUUAAAUUACAUUAAAUAACGAACACUAUGAUACUUUAACAAGAUUAUAUAAAUGAUUAAGAAAUUUUAGAUAUUAAGAUGGAGGGUUUAUUAAUGAAUUAUGCUCUUUUAAUUACAAGUUUGAAAAACUUUAUUUUUGAUACUGGAUCUUUAAUUGGGCAUUCUUAAUCAUUAUUUAUAUAUGAUAUAUCAAAUGUAAAAAUCCUAGAAAAAUAAGAUAUUAAUUAUCCUGAAUUUUUAACAAUUGAAAAUUGUGAUAAAAGCAUUAUCAAAGGAUUCAAAGUUUUAGAUAAUACAAUCCAUUUAGUAAAUAUCAAUUAAAAUAAUGCAAAUUUAAUUUAACUAAAUAUCAAUGGAAUUAAAUUAUCAUCUUUUAUUUUAGAGAUACCGAAUAUUUCAGAAAUCAAAUUUGAAAUUACAAAUGAAUUGAUUGUCUUCAUGUAUUAAUUGUUUAGCUAAACCUCAUGGAGUUUGAGAAUUUGUACUUAAACAAUGGCUAUAAUUUAUCAUAAAGCAGAUAUUAUAAUGGAAAUUAAAGGCCUUUCAAUAGCUGUAUCUUAGGCUGUUAUAACAUUGACUUGGAGUGAUGUUAAUGAAAAGGAAAUAUUUUAUUAAACACUUGAUAAAAUGGGAACUAUCAUUAAAUCUGGAUAAAUAAAGAAUUAUUAAUCCAAUAGCAAGCCUAUGCUGAUAGUUUUAUUCGAUAUUUAUGUUGGAUUUGUUUGGGAAGUUUAAAACAUUUAAGAGUUACGGGGAUUGUAGCUAUCAUUAAUGAACAAUCAGGGAGAAUUUUUCAAAUAGAUUCAAAUAAUGUGCACUCCUAAUUGUGUUUAAUGUAACAUUAAUUAAUUAUGUACAACUUGUGAGAUUGGAUAUCAUUUAAUAUAAAUUAAUUAAAAUGAAAGCUUGUGCGAAAAAGAUUGUGAUUAAAAUUGUAUUCUUUGUGAUUAAAUGAGAAGAUGUUUUUCUUGCAAGGAAAAUUAUUAUUUGUUAAAUUCUUAAUGUAAUUUGGAUGAAAUUAAAGCUAAAUCAAUUAGAAUUAAUAAAUACACACUAUAAAGUUAAACAUAAUAAUAAGGAGCUAGUUUUAGUGAUGGAUCUAUAAUAGUUGUUUGGUCAAGUAAUUAUUAAGAUGGAAGUAGUUGGGGAGUUUAUGCUUAAGUAAUUGAUAAUGCUGGUGUUUAAAUUGGAGAUAAUAUCAAAAUUAGUUUGAAUUCUCAAGGACCUUAACAUUCUCCUUAUGCAGCUGUAUUGAAGGAUGACACAGUUAUAAUAAUUUACAUUGAUGGAGAUCCUAUUGAUGGCGAUGCAAUUUUGAAAGCUUAAAAAUUUGAUAAAUAAAUGUUAAGAAUAGGAGAUGAAUUUGUCGUUACUUUAAUUAAUUAUAAUAUUGAAAGCUUAAAUAAUAAUCAUAUAUGUAAAGUAUUAAAUUUAAGUAAUGGAGGAUUUGUUAUUGGAUAUGUAAAUUAACUCUUAAAUACAAAUUAAAAAUUCAUUCAUCUAAAAUUCUAUGAUUCAAU